CUGUACCAACCACACAACCACAAGAGAGAGAAUGGGGAGGAGAACUAGUAAUAGUGUGAAGAAAGAUGAGUUAAACAGAGGAGCUUGGACUGAUCAAGAAGACAAGAUCCUUAGAGAUUAUAUCAUGAUUCAUGGCGAGGGCAAAUGGAGUACUCUCCCGAACCAAGCUGGUCUCAAGAGGUGUGGCAAAAGCUGCAGACUCAGGUGGAAAAACUACUUGAGACCAGGCAUAAAGCGUGGAAACAUCUCAUCUGAUGAAGAAGAACUCAUAAUCCGCCUUCAUAAUCUCCUUGGAAACAGAUGGUCGUUGAUAGCUGGGAGGCUUCCAGGGCGAACAGACAAUGAAAUAAAGAACCAUUGGAACUCAAACCUCCGGAAAAGACUUCCCAAAACACAAACCAAACAACCAAAACUUCGAAAACAUUCGACCAACAGCAAGAACAAUGUCUGUGUUAUACGCACAAAAGCGAUUAGGUGCUCAAAGGCUCUGACUAUUCAGAAGCAGAGUAGUAGUAGUAGUACAAGUCUUCUUCCUCUGAAAGAACAAGUGAGCACUGAGAUGGAUCAUCAAGCUGGUUCUUCGUUGUUGGAAGAUCUCGAAAUUGACUUUGAUAAAAUUCAAUCAGAGUUCCUCUUCCCUGAUCUGAUGGAUUUUGAAGGUUUGGGUUGUGGAAACGUAACAUCUCUUGUUUCAUCUGAGGAAAUUUUGGGAGAAUUUGUUCGUGCUGAUGAUUCUUCUUCUCAGGGCAAUCUUGAUCUCAAUAGACCUUUCACUUCUUGUCUUCAUCGUGGCGAUGAUGAAGAUUGGCUUAGAGACUUCAAUUGUUAGAGCUUAUCGCAAUUCGACAUUAUUAUUACAUAUAUCUCUAUACCGCUAUACGAACAAAAGUAUAUUUGUAUUUUGUUUGAACGCUUCUAGUUUCUAAUGACUAAUUUCUAA
Messenger RNA from Eutrema salsugineum, 940 nucleotides. Its product is annotated as transcription factor TT2. Bases 32 to 829 code for a protein of 265 amino acids. The transcript is spliced from 3 exons. NCBI's taxonomy places the organism in Eukaryota, Viridiplantae, Streptophyta, Magnoliopsida, Brassicales, Brassicaceae. The record is from RefSeq and is a predicted model, not a curated record.